This is a messenger RNA of Bursaphelenchus okinawaensis, 5827 nucleotides long. Lineage: Eukaryota; Metazoa; Nematoda; Chromadorea; Rhabditida; Aphelenchoididae. The record is from the annotation of a GenBank genome assembly.
AUGUUAUCCUUGAUGGACGCGUUUGCAACUCAAAAGCGGGGUUUACCCUGUAAGAAAUGUGGAGCUUUAGUGCCGGUUCAUUACAUACAACGGCACAAAGGCGAAUGUUUUAGCAAUUUCGACCGGAACAAUGGGGACGAUUCGGAUAUUGAGGUUAUGGAUGUUGUGAUGAACUUGGCGGUAAAGCAAGGUUCACAAGGGGCGAGCAAGAGUCAGAGCCAGGAAGUUAAGGCUACUUUGAUCAAGACUUCACCUGGGACUUUGAAACGGUGAGAGUUGAAAUUUUUUAAUUUUUUAAAAAUUUUCGUUCUAAUUUUAAAUUUUUUAAAAUUUUUAGUUGAUAUUUAAAAUUUUUUGAAUUUUCUUAAGUUUUUGAAAAAAUAUUUAAAGAAAUUUGAAAAACUUCAUUUUAGACCACCACCAGUGUAUUAUCGUGCCGAGAUCAAUAACAUGUCACCAGAAGAAACCUAUCGAAAAUGCGUGGACAUGUUAAGUUUACCGGUCGAUUUGCAGAAGGUUCAUUAUUCAGUCCGGCUCUUCAAACACAUUUGUAACACUGUAGGUCUUUAUUUAUUAAGGUAGGGAUGUAAGGUAGCGUAGGGUAAGGUAUUGUAGGUUAAGGUAGGGCAGGACAGGGUAGGGUAAUGUAGGUUAAGGUAGGGUAGGGCAGGACAGGGUAGGGUAGGGCUGAACAAAAGAAGUUGGAGUAGUGUACAGUAGAGUAAGAUGAGAUAAAUAAGUUUUUUCAAAAUUUUGCUUGAUAUCUAUUUAUUUAGGUACUACAACAUCAACUGACUGACGAACCAUGCUGCUCUUUCUGGGCACCUUUCUUAUCAUCUUUGUUUACUUUUUUAAGACUAGAAGGUAACGAAGAAGGUGAUGACAAAGAUGUGGCUCUAUGGUUGUGUCAAAAUGGUCGUAGAUGGCAUGUGCCUUCAAGGUUAAGGUAAGUUAUCUAACUCUACUUCUUGUCAUAAGUUAUAUUGUGGUUUUUAAUGGCAUUUUUAAGUAAAAUACGACACAUAAUGGAUGUUUUAGGCUAAAAAAGCUAGAUAUGAGGAACGGACCGGGUCAAAAUUUUGCUCAGGCCCGGCCCGUUCCUCAUGCCUAAAAAAAGCCAUGAAUAUAACACAAAAAUGCCAUUUUUCAGCAUACGAAAUCGUGAACACUACAAAAUGGACAAGAUAUUUAGAAGAUUAUACGAACAAGGUUUGUUAAUAUCAUUAGAAGAAGAACAAGAUGUAGACCUACGUGGAGUUAUAGACGUUUUAUGCGCCGAAGAACUGAAGAAAUUUUGUCAGAAAAUGAAAUUAAACAAAAUGAAAAACAAAUCAGAAGAGGAGAAGAGUAGAAUUAUAGAAGAGUUAAGGUCCAGGCCUCGGAUUGAUGGCAGUAAUGUGGAGGAGUCGGCUUUUAAAGCGUAAGUCAUACCUAAUCCUACAAUACCCUACCAUUAGGUGUCGACAUAAAUAACCCGCCAUGUUUUACAGGUAAUUACAGGCGAAGUAUGGCGGGUUUCUUAUGUCGACACCUAAUAGAUAUGGGGAACGGGCCGGGCUGGGCUUAACCAUGAGAGACGGGCCGGGCCUAUUUUACAAGCCCGUUCCGCUUUUUUAGUCAGGCUCGGCUGGUUUCUUAAGUCUAGCUGGGCUGGGCUGAUUUUUCAGGCCCAGCCCGAUCUGAGUUUUUUUAGGCCCGGCCGGACCAAAUUUGUUUUACGUGGAAGCGGGCUGGGCUUUUCUGGAAUUUCCAGGCCUGGCCCAAACAAAAUUUUUUUUCAGGUCCGACUUGUUCUUUAUAUUUAUACCUUACCCCCUAGGGACGUCGGUAGGGGGGGGGGGUUUUGAAUGGAGGUGGAUUUACCUCUAGAGCCAAUUCGAAAAAAAAGUCCGGAGGGCUUGUACGUGGCAAAUUUGAAAAAAAAUUUUUGAAAAAUGAUUUUGUGCACCAAAAAAAAACUUUUUUUUUUAUUUUUUAUCCCUCCUUCUAAAAACUAACAAUUUAUUCCUACCUAUCUACCCCUACUCACCCACCCUUACCCACUUACCCUUACGCACCCAGCUCUGCCCAUUAACUCCUACUCGCCUACCCUUACCUACCUACCCACCUACCCCUACCUACCUUCCUCUACCUCUCUACCUUUUAAAAAUUUUUUAAUCGAAUUUGAUGUUAUUUUAGAAUACGAAGCAUUGUUGGCCCAAUUUAUCGCCUUGACCUUCUAUUUUAUCAAUUUGUAAUAUCAUUUUGUACCGUAUAUUCACCAUUCACUAUGGACGCGCAUCGACUGUUUGAUGACGAACAACUGGUACUCAUUAGGGACUUGUUGUACGUUUUUUUUGCCUAAUUCAAGCAAGCACUGCUCUAAAAAUAAAAUUUAAACAUGGGUUUGGACUAAAAUUUUAUUCGGCAGGGUAUGGGCAGAUAGGGGAUGAGUGAGCUACGUAAUCAUUGUGGUUAUGUCAAAAUUAUUAGGUUCCGACACAAAGAAUCCGCCGUUUUUUAUAGGAAAUUACAGGAAAAGUAUGGCGGGUUCUUUAUGUUGGUACCUGAUAAUAGUGAGCAGGGCCGGGCGCUGGGGGGAUCGACGGGAGGUAACUGAUAGUGAGUAUUACAAAAGAUGGUUUUUCUAAUUUUAGGUAUGAAUUGUACAAAGUUGAAGGAGAAACGGAGAGCUUCAUGUACUCACAUAAGCAAGUCAACCGAAUCAAAGGGGUUUACCGCGAUUUCAACGAUUUCAUGAUGUAUAUCAGCUUAAAAAUGAAAGAAAUGGACUGUGCAGCACUACAUCGACGAAAGAAGCACGAGCAGAUCUGUAAUGGCAUUGAGAUGAGCGCUGGGGAGUUGAAGAAGUUCUUGAAGGAUGAGGAUGGGUUGUUAUCGUUUUAUAAAAAUGUCCCAGGCUUUCUACUCAAAUACACCUGUCCAGCCAUAUUGAUAAGGAUUAUGAUGCAUGGAAUCGAAGCAGCCCAGAAGCUGAAAAGAUACGAUUAUGCUUGUGAUGCCAUUGCGUUUUUAUUGCUUAACAGUGGUAUGUUACCUAAAUUUUUUCCGAUUACUUUAUCUUGCUCUAUUAUACCCUAGCCUUUACUGUCUUAUUCUAUGCUAUCCUAUUCUAUCGUACCCGAACCUACCUCACCUUAAUCUAUGUUAUCUAAUUCUAUCUUUUUUUCUCUAUUUUGACCUGCCCUGCUCUGGGUAAGAUGAGAUAGGCUUGAGUAUGAAUUGUGGGUCAGAGGGGGUUGGGGAAGGAAAGGCUUGACCUGCCCCUGCUCUACUUUGCCUUGCCCUGCUCUGUUCUGCCCUGCCGCGUCCUGCCCUGUGUUGCUCUGCGUUUUCCUUGCUUUUGCCUUAAAUUGCCCUGUUCGCCUCCCUUUGCUCUGAUCUGACCCGCCCUGCCUUUUUAUGUUCUUUUUUACUUUAUUCUACCCUACUCUACCGUACCCUACUCUAUCUCAUCCUAUCCCAUAUUACUCUACUUUACCCUACCCUACUUUUCCUACUGUAUCUUAAAGAAAUGUUUUUUUUUUCAGACCUAGACCGCUUCUACAGUAACCGCAAGGGCUUUCUCAUCGAUCGACUGGUACUGAAUCUACAAUCCCAUCUGAAAAACAAUGAAUACUCAUUCAAGUUUUGCUCUUUCUAUGUCAAAGACGAUCGAAUUUUGAAACGCUACACAUUGCAACUACAGGACAGAGCAAUAAGAUUGGCCAAGACCUUAAAAAUAGAGUUUCGACCGGUAAUUGAGCUUCUUGAACCUGAAAUUGUAAGUUUUUUGGAUCUUUUUUGGUUUACCUGGUGUUGAGAUGAAGUCAUAAGUUUAAUUUGGGCUGUUACUUUGAAAGUUUUUAUAAAUUCAGGUUUUCGUGGUGGGAUCCAAAUUUUUGCUUUUUGAGUGAGAUUAGAUUUGUAAAAUACGGUCCUUCGUUUUAUUAUUUUAAAAAAUAAUGGCAGAAUAGGUUUUUUAAUGUUCAGACAGGUUUUUCUUAAACUCAGGUUUUUGUGGUGGGACCCAAAAUUUUUAUUUUUAUAGUUUAGGAAUGUAAAAUACGUGUACUAAUCUAAUCCUCCUUUUUUAUAAAACUUUUAAGAAGGUAGGUUUUGGGAAAUUUUUUAACAGACUUUUUAAAAUCAGAUUUUCGUGGUGGAACCUACUUUUUUAAAAAAGAUUAAAAUGUAGGUAAUAUAAUUGCUUCUCUUCGUAUUAACUUUGAACAUUUUCAGAUUGAAAUUUCGGCCACAACUCUGUCGAAAGACCUGGGCAACGGCCGAAUCAACAUGUUUAUGAAUAACACCGGCGACAACAUGGAUUACUGUAGUGUGGAACAGAUAGCGCUGAUGGACAUGGUUAAUAACCAAGGAUAUGAAGAUGGAUUUCACAUUGAAGGUGGAGUAUGGCACACUUUGUAUGGCUUAGCUUGCUUUGAUAUAAUAUUCGAAAAUGGCAUCUACAAUGCUUGGGUGUCGGAACUGCAGGUAAGGUGGGGUAGGGUAGGGUAGGGUAGGGUAGAGUAGGGUAGGGUAGGGUAGGGUAGGGUAGGGUAGGGUAGGGUAGGGUAGGGUAGGGUAGGGUAGGGUAUGGUAUGGUAAGGUAGAAUAGGAUGGGUUAAAUUAGGGUAUGGUAUACUGUAGUAAGAUAAGGUAACAAAAAAUAUUGUUGUUUUAGACCAGACCAAUGGACCAAAACAGCCAAUUAUUCUACACAAAUCGCAAAGAUCUAUUCGAAAAACGUUUCAAUGAAAUUGAAAAUGACAGAGACAGGCUAUGUGAAAUCAUAAAACAAAACUUUGAACUUUAUAUGGGCACAAGGAGUGCGGAUAUCGAUUGGAAUACUUUCAAUAUGGAUGAUAAUGUAAGUUAUGAUAAGUUCUUUUACUCAACCCUAUCUUAUCUUACCCUACCCUACCCUACCCUACCCUACUCUAUUCUGCCCUACCCUACCCUACCCUACUCAACCCUACCCUACCCUACCCUAUUCUGCCCUACCCUACCCUACCCUACUCUACUCAACCCUACCCUACCCUAUUCUACCCUACCCUACCCUACCCUACCCUACCCUACUCUACUCAACCCUACCCUACCCUACCCUACCCUACCCUACCCUACCCUACUCUACCCUACCCUACCCUACCCUACUCUACUCUACCAUACAAUUUUUUACCGUACCUUGCCGUGCUGUAUCGUUCUGUACUCUACUUUUUUUACCCGGCUCUGUGCUACCUUACUCUCCCCGACUUGUCAUACGUUACCCUUACUUACUUUAACAAUGAUACACUGCUGUAAACUACCUUUCCCUACUCUAUUUAACUCGACUUUACGCUACGCUAAGCUGUUCUACUUUAAAUUUAAAAAAUUUAAAAAAUUUUUUGAAAAUUUUGGGUUUUAGCGUCUCUGGGACAUUUUGGAAUGUGUGGAUCUUCAAAUGCUGACAAACUUGUUUCGUAGGUUUGCAGCCGACUAUCGGAAUUCAAGAAGUGGUUUACCAGAUCUAACCGUAUGGAAUAAAACUGAAAAGCGGAUGGCAGUAAUUUUUUAAAUAUUUUCUUUGAUUUCCAGUGUUUUUAGUUUGUAGAGAAAGGUCUUGCCAUUUUUUGCUUUGGAAAGAAAGUUUUUGCUAUUUUUUGUUUUGUAAAGAAAGUUCUUGUCAUUUUUAAAUGUCAUUUUGCUAGAAAUUCAGAUCAUGACCUUGACCUUUCAGGUAGUCGAAGUCAAAGGACCAGGCGAUAAACUGAGUACGAAGCAAAGGCUCUGGCUCGACUUCUUUGUACGAAACUCGACCAGAGCUGUGGUAUGUCGAGUGUCAAGUCGAUCAGCGAGGCAAAUCACUUGA